This is a messenger RNA of Glarea lozoyensis ATCC 20868, 1023 nucleotides long. RefSeq lists its product as uncharacterized. Lineage: Eukaryota; Fungi; Ascomycota; Leotiomycetes; Helotiales; Helotiaceae. The transcript has a single exon. The record is from RefSeq and is a predicted model, not a curated record. Bases 1 to 1023 code for a protein of 340 amino acids.
AUGGAUGUCACUGAUAUGUUAACGGAGACAAUACCGUGUCCUGUAUAUAUCUCAAGUCCUUCAGCAAUAUCAUCAGAGGUGCUGCGGUCUUUAAAGACAGAUCCUCCAUCGGCAUCCCUAUUCACAGCGUCUGGGCUUUACCGGGUGCCGGGAAUUUCGGAAGUCCGCCUGGCAUCAAUCAUCCAAUCCACGACGAGACAGAUUCUGAGGGCAAAUAGUUCGUCGCACCGGACACCAGACGAGGCGCCUACCACCUUCCAUGGCUUUCAGAACCUGCCUCCCGAGUUACGUCUGCGGAUUUGGGCAUUGAGUUUGCCACCACCACGGCUGGUACCCCUCACCUAUUCUCCAAUAUCACAGUCGCCAUAUAAAUGUGACUGGGAUGGUUGUACUUCGACAUGCCCGAUACCAGCGAUACUUCAUGUAAACAGAGAAAGCCGCACAUAUGCAACAGGGAGGAACGGCUUUGCUUUAUCUUUAAAUCUCAUUUAUACUCAACCAAAGAUCUGGUUCAAUCAUUCGACUGAUGUCUUGUACUUCUCCGAGCCAAGCAGACGGAAAUACUUCAUUGGCCGAGGAUUGCUGGAAAGCUUCGGAAACUUCCACAAUGCAACCUCUUUAAUUGACCGAAAGGAGUUGGGUAGAAUCAAGAGGCUGGCUAUUGAUGUGGAUUUAUUCAAAACCCGUUGGCUCAAUAACGGGCGGCGAAAUGAGGAGGACCCGCUACUAUUCCAAUUCUGGGAGCACAUGAGGAGCAAGUUCAUAGGUCUCGAGGACAUUACGUUUGUCCUUCCCAAUCAGGCCUUAAAUGCUACAGCCAAAUUGCCACAUUCAGGUGUAUUUUUGCCGGUUGAAUGGUUGCGCGAAAAGGAGUUGGAAGAGAGAGCCGAGUACUUUAGCAGAAGAGUUGAAAAGGUGGUGUCCAUGUUGGGCGGGGUGCUCCAUUCCAGCGCAGGGCCAGUCCAGUGGAGAGUACCAUACUGGAGGAUACUCGUGCCUGAGCAGAGUUGUAAUACCACUUGA